Messenger RNA from Nasonia vitripennis (jewel wasp), 2091 nucleotides. RefSeq lists its product as uncharacterized. Gene Ontology annotation, molecular function: protein binding. Gene Ontology annotation, biological process: protein localization to ciliary inversin compartment. Lineage: Eukaryota; Metazoa; Arthropoda; Insecta; Hymenoptera; Pteromalidae. The coding region runs from base 150 to 1859 and encodes 569 amino acids. Gene Ontology annotation, cellular component: ciliary inversin compartment. The transcript is spliced from 3 exons. The record is from RefSeq and is a predicted model, not a curated record.
UCGAUCGACUGCGGGGCAGAGAAGAUUGUUAGUACACACCGGACCAUCGUACUGAUAGUUUGUAUUCUCGAUUCGCCAAGUUUAGAGAUAAAGGUGAUUCUUCAUGAGAUCAGCUUUCGAUAAAGGAAAGAUCGACGCUCGCUAACACAAUGACAUCAGCCAAGAUGGAUAUCAUAACCAUCAUGCUGUCCAAUGAUUACAUCGUAGUCGGUAAAAACGGUGAUGGUUUUGCUUUCGAGUGGACGAAGUCGGAUCCGUACAAAAAGCCAGAAGUCGAAGCCUGGGACCAGAUGCUCUACGGAGCGCUCGAGAACAUCUUCCGCACGCGCUGUCGCACCAGCGGCGAGAUCAAAGAACUCAUUCGAGGCCGAAGCGUGUACACGAACAAGAAGUCCAUAUUCGAUGAAAUCUUGAAGCGGGAACCCACCUUAAGCUGGCUGCUCGCGCAAAACAAUGAUCUCUCGCUCCUGUGGCUCACGGUCUUGAGCUGUCUCCAGGAUUCGGCCGAGCUGCUCGUCCGCUUCGGUGCCGACGGCAACGAGCUCUGCGGACAACACAUGAACUGGGCCGUCACCGAGAAAUCGACCCUUCUCCACGUGCUGGCUCAGAUGUACCCUUCCUCCUGGAAAGACCGACUCGGUCGUCUGCUGAUCGAACGCGGUGUCGACUGGAACGCCCGAGACGCGAACGGCGAGACCGUCGUGCAAACGGCGAUGAAGAAAGGCUGCGCCCAGCUGAUCAAUCUUUACUACAAAACAGGAGCCGACGUCAACGCCGUCGACGAUCGGGGUAUGACACCGCUGCUCGAAGCUGCAGUCGGCAGUAGGAAUCCCGAGAAACUGAUUCUGGUGUUGAUCAGACGCGGAGCCGAUAUUCACGCCAGAGAUCUACAGGGCAAGAACGUCUUGCACCAAUUGGCACAGAACAUGAGAGAAAACCUUAAUCUCGCAUGGGUGGCCGGCUUUCUCAUCGACAAGGGUGUCUCGAUGUACGACAGAGACUCGAACCAUUACCAGCCAAUACACCUGGCCAUAUGCAGCGGAAAAAUGGAAUUAGUGGAAGUCUUCUUGAAGCACGGCAUGGACGUGAACGUACGGGAUCCAUUUAUCUCUGAUGAGUUUCUGCUGCAUUUCGUCGUAACGAAGUCCGAGACCUCGAAAAUCCUUAUACCUCUGCUCCAAUACGGCGCGAACAUCGAUAGGAGAGACAAGUGGGGAUGGACCGCGUUACACGCCGCUUGCGAAAAAACGCGAGAUCCUAAACCUCUAAUAAGGAGGAAGAUAAGUUUACUUCUGUAUUUCGGCGCGGAUAUGUUCCUCGAGAACAACGAUGGCUGGGAUCCUUUCGAUCUAGUCCAGACCAAACUUUUGGCACAGACGCUGAUGGUGAAGACAGUGGCGCUGAGAAAGGCUCGCUUACCCCCUACCGUCGAAUUUCGCGACGAAAGAAUCCUCAAGGAGAGGCAUUGCAACUACUGGAACUAUUAUCAAGACUGCAUCAAGGAGAUCGACAGGACUAAAUCCAAGAAGAUCACCGAGAGCUGCACCUUGUUCGAACUCCUGACGGGAUGCCAUUGCAGUUCGGCUCACCUCAUGCGGGUCCCAAAAUUCAGGGACGAAUUUGAAAUUUACGAUCUCAGCGAUUUUCCACUGUAUGCCGAAAAUCUGCGCGAUGCUUACGAUUUUGCGAAGUCUUUCUACGAGAUUGAGAUGCAACCUGUAAUCAACGCGGCUGUUCGUAAUAUUUUGUCUUUUAGAUUGACGAGGAAUGUGAAUGUGGUUCGUCACCAUAUUCCCUGCAAAUUUUGUGGGAUUAAGAAAUUGGUGCAAGACUGUCGUAGGCCGCCCGUAAAGAGGUGAUAUAGUAACGCGGAUUUGUAUAUUUUUUUAGUACUUGGACGAAUGUUCGAACGAACUGACAUGGUUUUAAAUCUAUUUUAUUUGUUUAUGCUUGGACAUUGCGAUUAAGGUAUUAUUUGAAAAAAGUGCUGACAACUGGAUAAGCUGCUAUUCCGUGCGAUGUUUUAAAGAUUAGUUUCCGAUACUCGUUUACAGCAAAUAAACGCUAAUACACAUUUUCUAACAUAAAUAA